UGAAGGGGCGAUGGUGCCUCAGAGGGGCCGGGCUAGAGGCGCUGAGGGUCUCGGUUCCGGGCCCUUACGGCUUCCGUGCCCGAGCAAGCAAAGCGGUGUCCGGCUCCCCCAUAGUCGAGUGCCGGGGAGCGCGGAGCGCGGCGAUCCAGGUCGGCAGCAGCGUGAUGCGGCAGAGAGUAAACAUGCCUAAAAAGAAGACCGGUGCUCGUAAGAAAGCGGAGAACCGUCGGGAGCGUGAGAAGCAGAUAAGGGCUUCACGAGCCAACAUAGACUUGGCCAAACAUCCUUGUAAUGCCUCGAUGGAAUGUGAUAAGUGCCAAAGACGACAGAAGAAUCGAGCUUUUUGUUACUUCUGUAAUUCUGUUCAGAAAUUGCCCAUUUGUGCACAAUGUGGAAAAACCAAAUGCAUGAUGAAGUCUUCUGACUGUGUUAUAAAACAUGCUGGUGUGUACAGUACUGGACUAGCUAUGGUGGGUGCAAUCUGUGAUUUCUGUGAAGCCUGGGUGUGUCACGGGAGGAAGUGUCUCAGCACCCACGCGUGUAUGUGCCCUCUGGCAGAUGCAGAAUGCGUUGAGUGUGAAAGAAGUGUCUGGGACCAUGGAGGCAGAAUAUUCGCCUGCUCUUUUUGCCAUGAUUUUCUCUGUGAAGAUGAUCAGUUUGAACAUCAAGCCAGCUGCCAAGUUCUGGAAGCAGAGACAUUUAAAUGUGUCUCCUGUAACAGGCUGGGGCAGCAUUCCUGCCUGCGUUGCAAGGCUUGUUUUUGUGACGAUCAUGUGCGAAGUAAGGUUUUCAAGCAGGAAAAAGGGAAAAAGCCUCCUUGCCCUAAAUGUGGCCAUGAAACUCAGCAGACAAAGGAUCUGAGCAUGUCAACACGUUCAUUGAAAUUUGGCCGACAGACUGGAGGAGAAGAUGCAGAUGGAGCUUCUGGUUAUGAUGCCUACUGGAAAAACCUUUCCUCCAGCAAGAGUGGGGAGGCAGGUGACCGUGAGGAUGACUAUGAUGAGUAUGAAGCAGAAGAUGAUGAUGAAGAUGACAAUGAUGAGCGAGGGAAGGAUUCAGAUUCUGAGGCCACGGAUGUAUUCAGCAAUUUGAAUUUAGGAAGGACCUAUGCUAGUGGGUAUGCACAUUAUGAGGAAUCAGAAGAUUAAGCUUAGUAUGCUGGCUUUGGAAGGAGCCAAGCAACGCUUCACUGAGUUGUGUACAUGCUAGUAGGGUAGCUCUGUCAGGUACUUAUGUAUCAGAGUUAGAGAGCAAAGAAUGUGGCACUUCUGCAGUAACUCCAAAGGACAUUUUUCCUGUAGAUGAACUGAUGUUAGGUUUGGGACUGGGGGAGAAAAUCAAGGUAUUUUUAGUCCCCUAAACAACAGAAUGGUUUUGUCCUUGAGUUACUGAGUAUAAUGGUUCAAUACCAUUUCUCCUAUCAACACAGGAAUGUGGGAAAGCUGUAGCUGUUGCUUCCAUUUGCCCAUCAGAAACUAAGUUAUUUUUUACAAUAAUUUUGUUAACUGAUUUCAUACAUUAUGCAGUGGUGGGUUGGUGACUGCAUUUUUUUUGGUCUGCACAAUAAAAGUCAACUGCAUUAUCUAA
Molecule: messenger RNA, 1587 nt
Organism: Camarhynchus parvulus
Lineage: Eukaryota; Metazoa; Chordata; Aves; Passeriformes; Thraupidae
Gene: NOAZFP
Product: zinc finger protein 330
Exons: 10
Coding region: 165-1148 (327 amino acids)
Cellular component (GO): nucleus
Molecular function (GO): zinc ion binding
Source: RefSeq, a predicted model, not a curated record